Ahaetulla prasina is the source of this 1194-nucleotide messenger RNA. RefSeq lists its product as uncharacterized. Gene Ontology annotation, cellular component: nucleus. The transcript is spliced from 8 exons. Lineage: Eukaryota; Metazoa; Chordata; Lepidosauria; Squamata; Colubridae. The coding region runs from base 137 to 1018 and encodes 293 amino acids. The record is from RefSeq and is a predicted model, not a curated record. Gene Ontology annotation, molecular function: chromatin binding. Gene Ontology annotation, biological process: system development.
GCCGGCUCGCGCAGGCGCACAACCACCCCAGUAGCUUGAGAAGGAGAGUUAGAAAACAUGCGCUCUUUGAAAAAGAGGUUAGGGCUUGAUUCGACUGAAGUGGCGUAUCGGGAGUUCUAGGAGAAAAGUUUCUAAAAUGCCCCGCCAAGGCCGUAAAAUUACAAAACACACUUCUGGCCUUCCGAUAUGCACCCCAGUCAAGGAUUCUUCAUGUGUUCCACUCAGUGCAACUUCCUCAAAAGAUUACAGAACACUAAAGAGGGCCCAGUUGCAACAGCAGUGUAAAAAGCUGGGUCUUCGUGCCUUAGGAAAGAACACUGAACUUAUAGAAAGGCUAGAAGCUUAUCAUGAAGAAUCUUCAUUGAGAAUUGCUUGCAAUAAAGAAGAAACAAACAAGCCAGAAGAGAAAUCUAACAAUCUUGGGACUCUUGUGCAGACCUCUCCUCCAAAUAUGACCAAGGAUAUAAAAACGGAGACCUCUGAAGAUAAAACAGAUAUGGUCCGCGGUUGGUGUGUGGUCCAUGGAAUGGUACUGAGCUGUCCAGCAUCCAGCUGGGUUCCUCUGUUGCUUCACAGAGGCUUAGUUUAUAUUCAGGAUGGAGAAAAUCUGGUCCCUUUUCACCUCUCCCCAAUGAAUAUUUCUGUACCUGAGGGACUGUUGGACAACUAUGUCUGCAUGGACUGUGUGCUCAGGAACCAAGAGAAACCAAAGAAAUGUCCUAUGUGCCAGCAAAUCCAAAGAAAAAAUAAUAGAGUUUAUACACCCCAGAGUACUUUAAAGAACCUUUCCCCUUUGAUGAAAACCUCCCCUUCUUCACUCUUUGCAAUUGAUGGCUUUAAAGAAAAAAAAAGAACUGUAGAGAUUAAAAAACUAUACCAGCCCCAAGAAGACCAGGUCUAUGCUCAGCGGGUAGAUGGGCUCCUUUCCAAAAUGGCCAGGGGAGAGAUUGGUAUGGAUCGAGCUUUGUGCCCUCUUCAAUCUCUGGUUGUCCAUUCUCCAGCUCCAUAUGAAACAUGAGAUAUUUGCAAAGGAAUUCUUAGAAGUAGAGAAACAGAAUCCUGGAAAAACUGUUUCUCUCAUUCAUAUAUCUGUCUAUAUCUAUAUCUCUCCGUGUGUGUGCAAAUACUUGUAUACGUAUCUGUUGAUGUCACUUAGAUUUGUAUUACUUUUUGAAAUAAACUUAGUAAAUAUUG